AUGAGCAUCGAGGUAAAACUACCAUCCCAACCGCUCGACUUGGAGAAAGAUGUCAUUUCCCAACUCGAAUCAAGUGAUCCUCGAAAGAUUGUGUUUUUCGAUGAAUCAAUAACUGGAUAUGUGGUACUUACAGCCGAAGGUGAAACACGUCCUCCACCGAAAAGAGUGUCUCUUGCUAUGACUAUCCUUCCUCUGGAAGUUGUAGACACGCAUGAUCCAUUGCAUUACUUGGAAUCAGUUGAUCAGAGACAUAAAUUUAGCAUUGUGGAUCUAGUGCUAGACAAUAUCGUGUAUUCUGGAAAAGGUUCUUCCAAUAAACAGUAUUAUGUCUGGUCGUUUGAGAUUCCUGUGAAAUAUCCUAGAAAAAGGUUGAAUGACCCCCGUCUAUUCCUUUCGUGUAUGUUAAUUGAGGGAGAUCAAAAUGAGGAGAAAUCAAAUAAUAGCAGCUACACCGAAGCUGAUACAUUACAUGAUUACUCAACUUCUUCUAUAGACAAGAUUCUUCCUAUCAAGUUAAGCGAGUCAUUGUGCGAUAUUGAAAUAUCGCAUACAACUACUGAUUUUGAUAUCACAAUUGAGAAUGAACUGGAUAAUACAUAUAUUUAUAAACCUGAAAAUUCCAUUCGUGGCUACAUAAGCGUUCCUGUUUCAAUAUCCCUCGUCAUUAAGUUGAAAUCAACCAAACCUGCCGGAAGAAAUGAUAUCUUAUUGACUACAUUUACCAUUGAAUCGUCGGACGAAUUGUUAAAAUUUUGGAAUGAAGACGAGGACGACCAUUAUUUUAACCUUGUUGACGUGAACCUUCAAUUCAAGUCUGGGUCAAUAGAUCCAAUCAUUGGAAAUGACCUUAUGCCGCCCACCAGAUUCAAAUAUAGAGAUACCAUAAGUCUUGCAUAUAAACUAACCAACAAUGAACCCUUGGCGGAAAAUGUACAUAGUUCAAAACCAGUUCAUAUAUUUCUAAUGCUCCAAGUUCAGAAACGUCAUAAUGGAGAGUUUUACAAUAUUAGCAAUACCAUACAUACUGAAUGGACUCCAUAUUUAGAUUUUGGGUUAAUUGCAUCACCAAUUAAUAGCACCUUAAAGUCGGUAAGCAGCUCUCUCCAGACUUACCUACAACCAAAUGCUCCACUCAAUACCUCAAUCAGGAAGCCCACAUUACUUCAGAGCAUGUACAAGGGACCCAAUCUCAAUAAUAGUAGUGCGAAUAUUGCAAUGACAAAUACAAUUUCAAAUAAAAAUCCGCAACACCAAUUACAGAAGUCUCGAACUUUCCUGUCUGGUUCAAUCAUGGUUAGCUUGUCUACAAAUGCCAACUCUACGUUGUCAGGAUUGAAGCUCUCGUUCAUUGGGAAAUUAAAUAUUAAAUUGGGUGAAGUCAUCACUUGGAAGAUUCAAGCAAUAAAUCACGCAUCUACGAGAUUGAACUUGUCGUUAUUAGUACAAAACCCCAUUAACUUCAAUGUCAUCUACUCAAAUUCAGCACCUCAUCACAAGAAUGCGUCUACUCAUAGUGUGUCGAAUAACGAUAAUAAAGCACACAAUGCUGCCAUUGUCCAUGACAAAUCAAACUUGUACUCGACAUACAAUUCCUUAAAGGUUAAUAAUAAUUCGGGAGUAGUUAUAUUAGGCAAUGAUAUCCGGAUCGGCCCACUUGACCUGAACACAGCGUUUGAGACAGAAUUACAAUUGAUGGGUAUAUCCAAGGGAAUUUUCAAUUUGGAUGGGGUUAAGAUUUUUGAUAUUAAUAGUGGUGAUGGUUUAGAUUUUGGGAAAUUGAUUGAGGUGUUUGUCGUAUAG
Molecule: messenger RNA, 1800 nt
Organism: Spathaspora passalidarum NRRL Y-27907
Lineage: Eukaryota; Fungi; Ascomycota; Pichiomycetes; Serinales; Debaryomycetaceae
Exons: 2
Coding region: 1-1800 (599 amino acids)
Biological process (GO): intra-Golgi vesicle-mediated transport
Cellular component (GO): trans-Golgi network; TRAPPII protein complex
Source: RefSeq, a predicted model, not a curated record